Messenger RNA from Pogoniulus pusillus (Red-fronted tinkerbird), 3825 nucleotides. RefSeq names its product protein phosphatase 4 regulatory subunit 4 (gene PPP4R4). The transcript is spliced from 24 exons. Bases 212 to 2746 code for a protein of 844 amino acids. Lineage: Eukaryota; Metazoa; Chordata; Aves; Piciformes; Lybiidae. Gene Ontology annotation, molecular function: protein phosphatase regulator activity; protein binding. The record is from RefSeq and is a predicted model, not a curated record. Gene Ontology annotation, cellular component: protein serine/threonine phosphatase complex; cytosol.
UUACCUGCCCGGGCCAACCGGAGAAUUUCUCUCCAGGAGGCUCGGCGGGGGCCAGCGGCGGCGGGCGGCCGCUGCCGCAGUGUGUGCGCUGAGGCAAGUCUGCUGGCGGCGGGCGCGCUCGGCGCGGGUGCUGCGCGGUGCCGCUCCUGCCUCCUUCCCUGCGAUGUGAGACUUGGGGAAAGCAUCGGUUGCCAAAGGCUGUAGUUCUUACAUGCAUCCAAUAAUCUUCUUCUCCAACAUGGAUUUUAGUCAGAGCAAUUUAUUUGGCUACAUAGAAGACCUGCAGGAACUAACUAUUAUAGAAAGGCCAGUACGCAGGAGCCUGAAGACACCAGAAGAAAUAGAAAGAUUGACAGUUGAUGAAGAGCUGAGUGAUAUUGAAAGGGCUGUUUAUCUGCUCAGUUCUGGCCAGGAUAUCCAAGGAACAAGUGUGGUGGCAAAUCUUCCAGUCCUGGUGCGACAGAAUCCUGCCGAAACACUUCGUCGGGUUUUACCAAAAAUCAAAGAAGUGCUGCAUGUCGCAGGAGUGGAAAUGCAGUUAACAGCUGCUGUUUCAUUUCUGACUGUUUUGCAAGAGGAGUCGGUGUCCACUCAUACGUACUCCCACUCCUUCCUGCACAUCAUCCUGCAGAACCUGGAGCACAGAGAUGCAGGUGUCAGCAAUGCAUGGCUAGAAACACUUCUUGCUGUAAUAGAAGCUUUACCAAAAGAGACUGUCCGACAAGAGAUCCUGAAUCCACUUGUUUCCAAAGCACAACUUUCUCAGACGCUCCAAUCCCGCUUAGUUAGUUGCAAAAUCAUGGGAAAAUUAGCUAACAAAUUUGAAGCUCACAUUAUUAAGAGAGAGAUUCUUCCAUUGGUAAAAUCACUGUGCUAUGACGUGGAGUAUGAAGUGAGAGCUUGUAUAUGUCGACAACUGGAACAUAUAGCGCAAGGAAUAGGGACAGAACUAACAAAAACUGUGGUGCUUCCUGAAUUAGUAGAACUGGCAAGAGAUGAGGACAGCAGUGUACGUCUUGCAGCUUUUGAGACAUUAGUAAAUCUGCUUGAUAUGUUUGAUGCAGGUGACAGAAGUCAAACUGUGCUCCCCUUAGUGAAAUCAUUCUGUGAAAAAUCCUUCAAGGCAGAUGAAUCUAUCCUAGUUUCUUUAUCUUUCCAUUUAGGGAAACUGUGUAAUGGAUUAUAUGGCAUUUUUACUCCUGAACAGCACUUACGGUUUUUGGAAUUUUAUAAGAAGCUUUCCACACUGGGUUUACAGCAGGAAAAUGGACACAAUGGUAAUCAACUACAACUUCAAACUCUGGAACAGGAAAAGAAGUAUAUUUCAGUGAGGAAGAACUGUGCCUACAAUUUUCCAGCCAUGAUUGUUUUUGUGGAUCCAAAGAACUUCCAAUUAGAACUGUAUUCUAUAUUCUUCUGCCUUUGUCAUGACCCUGAAGUUCCUGUCAGAUAUACUAUGGCCAUAAGCUUCUAUGAAGUUGCUAAGCUUUUAAAUUCUGGUGUCUACACAAUACAUAAAGAACUGGUUACACUAUUAAAGGAUGAGUCACUGGAGGUGUUGGAUGCUUUGGUAGGUCACCUUCCUGAAAUCCUUGAACUAAUGGCUAAUGGAGGGGAAAAUAGUGGCUCAGAAAGCAAGCUGUUGUCUAUUCCUGACCUGAUUCCUGCAUUAACAGCAGCAGAACAAAGAGCAGCAACAUCUUUAAAAUGGAGAACCCACGAGAAGUUACUACAAAAGUACGCUUGUCUCCCGCAUAUUAUAUCAAGCGACCAGAUUUAUUACCGCUUUCUGCACAGAAUGUUGACAAUCAUUUUGACAAAUAAUGUUCUGCCAGUCCAAAAAGCAGCUGCUCGGACUCUUUGUGUUUAUUUGCGUUACAAUCGCAAACAAGAACAGAGGCAUGAGGUUAUUCAGAAACUGAUUGAACAACUGGGUCAAGGAAAAAGUUAUUGGAACAGACUUCGUUUUUUAGAUACUUGUGAAUUCAUUAUGGAGCUGUUUUCAAAAUCAUUCUUCUGUAAAUACUUCUUUCUACCUGUGCUUGAACUUACACAUGAUCCAGUGGCAAAUGUGAGAAUGAAGCUAUGCUACUUGUUACCAAAAGUUAAAUCUACUCUGAAGAUUCCCACUGAUAAACAUUUACUUCAACAGUUGGAAUUAUGUAUAAGGAAACUUCUAUGUCAAGAGAAAGACAAAGAUGUCCUGAGUAUUGUAAAAAGAACAGUGUUAGAAUUGGACAGAAUGGAGGUCUCUGUAGAUGCUGAACAAUUAGAAAAGGAGAAGCAGCAAAAUGAAGGAAGACCUACAAACAUUAAUGAUAAAAUGUUUGAAAAGAAGCGUAGAGACAGUAAAACAUCAUCACUGUUAGCAAAAAGUAUCACUCUCUCUGUUCCGGGAAGCUCUUCUGGUCCCUCAGCAGGCAAAGAAGACAAGAAGUCCAAGUUGGUUCGAAGCCAAUCUUUCAGUACUCAAGCACUGCAUCCAAAAUACAGCAACAUAGACAAGUGUCCUAAUAAAAGCUCUAAUACAGGAUAUACAUCCUCAGUAUCAGGAAUGGGAAAGAGUUGUAUGUUAUCCUUUAGUGAUGAUUCAUUCCGGACUCAUUCUAAUGGUCAUAGUGGGAAUGGUACCUUAACUUCCAGUUCUUCUCGCAGCUUAUUUAACUCAUCUGACCAAAAGAACAGUGGAAACAAGGAGAGCCAGUCCAGAAGGAUGAGCAUAAAAAACAGAAAAUCAAACUCUUAGAUCUUCUGGGAGAGAAAAAAAGAAACCAGAGACUGGUGAAGCAACAUUCUGGUGUGAAAAAGUGGAAGCAGCAGGUGGGACUUUAUAAUGCCUGGAGUGAAUAAAAAGCAUCUUGUAAUGUUAAAACUUUUUAACUUUUAAAUAAAACCUGUAAAAUAUGUUCCCAUAAGUAAUGCAACAGUUGCAGAAUUUUAACAUUGUAGUGAAAUGUUAGGAAAUGCAACUUCAGCUCUGUGCUCUUAACUGCUGCAGCUAAAGAGAGGAUUUUGUUUUCUUCAACUGCGCCUUUGUAGUAUAAAUUCUUGGAUUUAGAAUGCACAUUUCCAUUGCUUAAUUGGCUUCUUUACAGUUUUUAGCAAUUCUUAGCACCCAUGUUUAAUGCAAGGAGUAGAAGGAAUUGUUACAAUUAAUGAAAAAGUAAUGCCACAUUUUAAAGAACCUUCAAACCUGAUUUAAGACCAACAGUCCAGAACCAUUGAUUAGUCUAUAUAAAGAUACAUAGCCUUCAAUAGCAUUGUGCUGUGAGUUUGGAAGUAAUCUUUCUACAGGUAAUAAGUAAAGUUCAUAAAGAUCCUGUGUAAGUUCAAAGCAGUCUAAAAGCAAUGUCUCGAGAUGAUACAAAAAAGAAUUUUAUUUCCUAAGUUUUGCUGUAUAAAAACUUGUUUUAAUUUUUAGUAUUUCAGAUUGUAUUUUCACUUGAAUAAUUUAUAAUGAUGAAUCUAGUUUUUGAUCAGCUGCUCUUUCAAGCUGUCAUGCUUCAGUGAUGUCAUCUGCAUUUGUUUGUAUCAAUGCCAAUGUUUCUAUCAAAGUUUGUCUGUGGAAAACAUGCAAUUCUGUUUAAAAAAUAUAUAUAUUUAUGCCAAUACUUGAGAUAGAGCCUAUGAAGCUAUUGUCAGCUUCUCUCUUUCAAAAUAGAAGCAGCAUAAAUAUAUUGAUGUAAGAAAGAGGUGUUUUUUUAGACUUUAUUGGUGUAUGAUAAAGAUGAUCUGAUAUAUGAAUGCAUCUGCGUGUGUGGUUACUUUUUAUAAUGUAAAAAUGCAAAUGAUGAUUUACUCAAAAUAAAGCCUAAGACAAUGCAA